Racocetra fulgida is the source of this 461-nucleotide messenger RNA. The record is from the annotation of a GenBank genome assembly. NCBI's taxonomy places the organism in Eukaryota, Fungi, Glomeromycota, Glomeromycetes, Diversisporales, Gigasporaceae.
CGCUACUCCAAUAUUAAAUGCUCAUAAUGUAGAUCCAAUCAAAUAUGUUGGUGAAGAUGGUAAUCCGUUCGGUCGGGACAUUAAAGGAAUUUUUAAAGGAUGUUGUGCUAGCGUUAAAGUAACAGAUAGUUAUUCUGAUGGUAUUAGAUAUAUAAUAUUUAAUGGAUUAAAAGGACUAUCUGAUUGGGACAUUGGAGAAGUAUCAGAAAACGAAGAAUAUUCUAAAGCACUUGCAAGAUCAAAAUAUGGGUUGGCGCCAUCUGGAUGGACAUUGGACACUACACGUAUAUGGGAAUAUUUUGCGUUCGGAGUGGUUCCUGUCGUCAUUGCUGAUGGGAUUAUUGAACCUUUUGAGGACGACGUUGAUUGGGAUUCUAUGAUUGUUAGGAUCCGACGUAAUGAUGCUCAUAGAAUUAAUGAAAUAUUGGAUGCAAUUCCAGAAGAUGAAUACCAAAGAAAAC